AUGGACAACUCUGAGGCUGUGAGGAAGGGAGGCAUACGACCCGGAGUGACAUCGGGGGAUGUGGGGAGGAUUGAGAAAAGGAACUCGGAACCGCAACAUUCUAUCUUCGGAACUGAAGUUGCGGGGGGUUUGACAACCGAAAGAUUUGUUUCAUCCACGCGUAACUUUGCAACGACUCGAAAAGUACAAAAGCUGCUAGACGUUACUGUCAAUGACAACUUUCGGGAGCUAGUUCUCUACAUGAAUGAUGUUGUGCCAGAGUUUCUUGAGGGCUUAUAUUUUCAGAGAGGGGAUUUGCCAUCCGGCGGAAGCGAGAAAACAACGCCACUUCAACGCCCCCAACAACAUAACAGUGCAGUUGCGUCUGUGAAUGCAAAUGGUGUUACAACUGCCACCACUACCACAACUACCGGCACUGCUUCAUCCCUUAGCUCGCACUCUUCAGCAGCGCUCCGUGCAGCGCUUGAGGGUCGUGUUGUGGAUGUUCACCAACGUUUUUUGCAGGAGUGGUCGACCCUCAACGAGGUGUUUGAGGAAGUGUAUUCGUUAGUAACAAAACUUCAUCGUGAAAGUGAGGUACUUGAGGCGACUCUAGGUGCUCAUGCCGCUCAGGCAGAAGAUUUUUCCGGUCUCAUGACAACACUCCAAGCUGAGUUGACUUUGGUUCAUCAGAGGGAGAGGGAAAUAAAGGAGUUCCAAGGCAGAUAUCACUUUACAGCGGAAGAGCAGCGGAUAUUAGAGGAGGGGUCUGUUGAUACCACUUACCUUGAUGUGCUUAGCAGUGUGCAAGCGACUCACCGUGAGUGCCGUCAGAUGCUCCUCUCGCGUGAAAGCUACCAGAGCGCUGCAGCAGUGAUGGACAGCACGUACAUUGCUAUAAUAAAGGGUACAGAAAAGGUGGCACGCCAUCUAAAAACCCUGUCGGGUCGCUCAACCUCGGGUCCUACAUCCAGCUGCGGGGAGGCACCAGAAUUGACCAAUUUUUACUUGCGGUGCAUGAAUUUUCUCCGAGAGGAGAACAAAGCACAGUGGGCAUCGGUUGUAGAGGAGGUUGCUCGGUUGCGACGCGCAGCGGUACUUCGGCAAUAUUUUCAUCUUCUGACCACCGGUUCCACGACGACGGCUUCCCGCACGUAUCACAUGGGGGGUGGGGAACGCCACAACUCAGCAGGGGGAGGUGAAGGCAGUAGUGCGGGUAUACGACCAUUAGAGGCGGAGAUCGGCAACCCCGUUUUUUUCUUUAGUUCACUCUUCGCUUGGUUGCACCAGGCAAUUGUGGACGAAGACGAUUUCUUUUCAACUUUCUUCACUUCCCCAGUGUUGGAGCCACGCCAACCACCGCUUUCUGGUGGGAAAGGUGAGUGCACUGAUGCGUUAGAGGGUGGUAGAGGCUCUCCGUGUUCCGCGACGGUGGCAAAUCACUUUGACGAACCCGUCGGUGAAGAUUUGAUGUUGAGUAAGUCAUCGGUUCUCGAUUCCGUCUUUGACGUUCUCUGCAAACAUAUCCAAAGUGUGCUGGAGGGCGUGCUGGAGAGGUUUCUGCGGACGGCGUCGAAUCUCCAAGAUGCUGAUGGGGUUGGUUCGAACACCGGUGAAGCGGGAUCCCCUGGCACCGAAGAUUUUAGUAGUAAAGCGGGAUCCUCCCGAAUGGGACCCUCGGGGCCUAUUGGUCUUACUGGUGGCAUCGCGCGUCUUCUUUCGGCUGCGGCGGGCCGCCCACUCUCCUUGGUUUCGGGUGCUUCAAAAGCAGAAAAUCGCUACCAACACGUGAUGAACCGCUCGCAGUUGGAGGCGCUGGUGGCAACGACGGUGUCAAGCCUGACAAGUGGUCUUCAAACAACUCAUGCCCUACUGCAGCUCUUUACAUAUUGCAGCACCAGUACGUUUACCGCUUUACUUGGCCGUGAUGCCGCACUCACGCGUCUAAUCGCAGACGAUGGAAAGAUGCAGCUACUUCGUGUGUAUCAUACGAUAGCCAAACACCUCUCAGACCACUCGUUAGAUAGUGUGGCAGGUGUUGUCAGUCGUUCUGCCAUUCUCCGCCGGUUGGCGUCUGCUGAAGCACUGGAAUGGAAAUUGGGAGGCACUGCCAGGUACUUCGUUGUUGACUUUUUGCUCGAAUACAAAGUGGAGGAUGAACGUGGGUUAGAUGGUAGUUCCUUCCAUGAAGACCAAAUGAAAGCGCAGGAAAGAUCGGCUUCUACACAAGGGUUGAAGCCCUCAAGUUUCAGUGGCCGACCCGCUAGUUGUAAUCCUUAUUUGCGUAGUGGUCUCUCCAAGCAUCAGGCACAGGCGGCUGAGUUGCUUCGCACACUCGAAACCAUGGUUCUUCCCGUGCCUCCUGAAGUAGCGGAGUGCCUCCGUGUUUUGCAAGCCACUAUGGUCGAAGCACAGAAGCAUGCGGAAAUUAUGGAGUCCCUCCACGUUUCUCCAUCGUAUGGUUUAGUGCAGGAGGUCUCUGGAGGAGCUGAGGCGGCCAGUGCUGCCCCUCCAUGCAGCGAGCAGUUCUUUGCCGUGAUUGUGCAGCAUUUGAUGUCAUUUCCAACGGUACUGGCGCACCAACCUGUUUUAAGCAGCGGCGUUGACGAACCUUGCAAGUUGGUGAUUCAACUGAAUACCAUGAAUGCCUUAUAUGAAACGCUUGUCCCUCACACAGGCAGUUCCGCGAGCGGAAGCAAGUUGGCUCAUUACACCAUGCCUCUCUUGAGCACUGUAAUGGAGCGCAUUGAAGACCUUAUAAAGGAAUUGGUAGCAGCCCUCUCCCAGUGUGUCGCGCGACACUACUUGGGAGAGGCCACGAAUGAAGGUGAUGAAAUGGAAAAGGCUAUUUGUACUCCCGAAGCGGCUAAAACUAUCGAGUCUACUGGCGGGGGGGAUGGUGAGGGUGGUGUGGCCGCUAAGGAAUUUGACACUCGCACCGUCAUGGAUAAACUUAAUGAAUUUUAUAGUGUUGUAGCGGCCUCAGGCCGACUCUAUGUCCCCAUUGUUUCUUCGUUGGCCUCACCUCCUUUGCGUGAUCGGGUUAUGCAGGGUGUGCUAGAUAUAACUUUAGCUGUGUACGAAAGACGUUACGAACAACUUCUCAACUUGUCAUCAGAAGGGGGCUCUGACAUCACUACCACUCUUUCUUCAGAUCUUCCGGGCCGCACCUCAGUGGAGGACCUUCACCCUGACAAGUUACGUAUCCUUUUGGACACCACCCCAUAA
Molecule: messenger RNA, 3207 nt
Organism: Trypanosoma brucei brucei TREU927
Lineage: Eukaryota; Euglenozoa; Kinetoplastea; Trypanosomatida; Trypanosomatidae
Exons: 1
Coding region: 1-3207 (1068 amino acids)
Biological process (GO): intra-Golgi vesicle-mediated transport
Cellular component (GO): COG complex
Source: RefSeq, a predicted model, not a curated record